Molecule: messenger RNA, 1566 nt
Organism: Caenorhabditis remanei
Lineage: Eukaryota; Metazoa; Nematoda; Chromadorea; Rhabditida; Rhabditidae
Exons: 4
Coding region: 1-1566 (521 amino acids)
Biological process (GO): tetrahydrofolylpolyglutamate biosynthetic process
Cellular component (GO): cytosol; mitochondrion; cytoplasm
Molecular function (GO): tetrahydrofolylpolyglutamate synthase activity; ATP binding
Source: RefSeq, a predicted model, not a curated record
AUGAUGCGAUCUUUCCCUCAAACUAACAGACUACUCCGCCCAUCAACAUAUCCAAUAGCUUGCUGUGUUAACCAAUUUAGAAUGACAUCUGGAAGCGCAACAUCGUCUUCUGUAUCUCGUUAUGAAGAAUCCGUACGUCUUCUAAAUAGUCUUCAGUCAAAUGCGGCUACGAUCAAGAAGUUACGGGAACAAAGAGAGAAUCUGCAGACAAUGAAUCUUCCACAAUGCAGAAAGUAUCUAGAAUCUUUAAAAGUUUCGGAGAAGAAUCUUGAAUCUUUGAACAUCAUUCAUGUGAGCGGGACUAAAGGAAAGGGAAGCACUUGCGCGUAUACUGAAGCUAUUCUGAGGAAACAAGGACUCAAGACAGGACUUUAUACAUCCCCACAUCUAGUUCAUGUGAGAGAGCGAAUUCGGAUAAAUGGAGAGCCGGUGGAUGAAGAGACGUUUGCUGAAGAGUUUUUCCACGUAUACGACAUUAUCAGUCAGGAACAUAGUGAAAACAUGCCAGCCUACUUCAAGUUCUUAACACUUCUUGCAUUUCGAAUCUUCAUCAAAUUAGGCGUUCAAGUUGUGAUACUGGAAGUAGGGAUUGGUGGAGAAUAUGAUUGUACGAAUGUCAUCGAGCAUCCGAAAGUUUGCGGAGUCACAACUCUUGACUAUGAUCAUAUUUCUAUUCUCGGGUCAAAGCUAUCAGAAAUCGCGUGGCAUAAAGCAGGAAUUUUCAAGAAGGAUGUACCUGCGAUUUAUUCACCAACUAAUCCUGAAGCAGAGGAAGUUCUCAUUUCCCGAGCGAAAUCCAAAUCGACUCCACUUGCUGAGGCUCCACCAGUAUCCGCUUAUCAUUUCUCUCGACCGAUUUCUCCAGGCAUAAGAGGACUUCAUCAAUUUUCCAACAUCUCUUUAUCCUUCCAACUCGUUAAAACAUGGGCUGAAAAAUGUCAUUUUCCACUUCCAGGAGUAUCUCUUUCAACGAAAAUUGGGAAAGGAUUUGAUAUUCCUUCGUGGAUGUGUGACGCCAUAGAAUCGUGUCGUUGGCCGGGAAGAAGUCAAGUGAUCAGUACCGAUAAAAAAAUCACGUAUCUUCUGGAUGGAGCACAUACUCCAAAAAGUAUGGAGGCUUGUGCAGAAUGGGCAUCAGAAGAAAUUACUCUUCUGAAGAAAGAGAACGUAAAGAAGAUUAUGUUGUUUCAAUGUACAGCUGAUAGAUCCCCAUCUACACUGAUUCAAUACUUGAAGCCUCUCGGCAUCGAUCAAAUCGUGUCAUGCCCCACUCAACUAUAUUCGAGUGUAGAUAAAUCGGCAGAUUCAACAAAUCUGAAUGCAUCUCGAGAUGAACAAAUGGAAAAAGCUCUUCAAUGUGUGGAAUCAUGGAAAGAAUCUAUGGAUGAUCCGAAUAGAAUCACAAAAGAUAAAAUGAAGGUGUUCGAUUGCAUUUCGGCUGCAUUUGAUUAUAUUGAAACCGAAUCUUCUUCACAAGAGAUUCUCGUUCUUGUUACUGGAAGUCUUCAUCUUGUGGGAGGAGUUCUCAACCUAAUUUCCACUAAAACCCACCAAACAGUAGUAUGA